Mucor mucedo is the source of this 796-nucleotide messenger RNA. Its product is annotated as phosphoribosylglycinamide formyltransferase. Bases 51 to 665 code for a protein of 204 amino acids. Gene Ontology annotation, molecular function: phosphoribosylglycinamide formyltransferase activity. Gene Ontology annotation, biological process: 'de novo' IMP biosynthetic process. The transcript has a single exon. The record is from RefSeq and is a predicted model, not a curated record. Gene Ontology annotation, cellular component: cytoplasm. NCBI's taxonomy places the organism in Eukaryota, Fungi, Mucoromycota, Mucoromycetes, Mucorales, Mucoraceae.
AGUUUGCAGGUACCUUUCUUUAACCCUCUUUUCUUGUUUGAACACAAAAAAUGUCAACCCAACUUCCUACUAUUGUCGUACUUAUUUCAGGCUCAGGAACGAACCUUCAAGCAUUAAUCAACGCCACCCAAGAAGGAAGCUUGAAGGGGAAUAUUAUUGCUGUUGUUUCAAAUAGAAAGAAUGCUUUCGGGUUGGAACGCGCAAAGAAGGCAGGUAUUCCUACAGAGACAUUUUCGCUCAAGCAAUUUAAGGACAAUGGAAAAACACGUGUCGAUUUUGAUAUCUACGUCGCAAAGACUAUCCAAGAAAAGUAUCAUCCCGAUCUAGUUAUUUUAGCUGGCUGGAUGCAUAUUUUAUCGCCUGAAUUCUUGUCAUUCUUUACUAACAAUGUCAUGAACCUUCAUCCGGCUUUACCUGGUCAAUUCGACGGUGCGCAUGCUAUAGACCGUGCCUUUGAAGCUUUUAAAAAGGGGGAAGUUAAAAAUACUGGUAUUAUGGUUCAUAAAGUCAUUGCCGAUGUUGACAGAGGUGAUGUCAUUCUUCAACGUGAAGUGCCUAUUUAUGAAACUGAUACACUUGAGGACCUCGAAAACCGCAUACACUCAUUUGAACAUCAACUCAUUGUUGAAGGCGCACAAGCUUUUUUAAACGAGUUGAAGAAAUAAAAUAAUAAAAGAGAAAAAUGUACAUACAGUAAAUUCAGACUGAAAAUGAAAAACCUAAAAAAGAAUGACCCACCAAAAAAAUCCGCUCUAUACCACUCUAAUAAAUUUAAUAUUAUUGCCCAAAGGAAUGG